CUUGCGUGACACUGCUAGUCGGUGUCAUCAGCCAGGCACCGGCGGCGUGGGUCUCUUGUCAAACUGUGAACUAUUUCUGCUGUCUGAAGAACAGAAUCAUAACUAGCUGGGAACUUUUGUCAAAAUGACGGAACGGAAAGGAACUGCAAAGUUGGACUUUCUGAGGAAGAUUGAGCGAGAAAUCCAGGAAAAAUGGGAGAAGGAGAAGGCUUUUGAAAAUGAUGCGCCCUCAACAGUUGGGGAAAGCACAAACAAAAGCAAGUACUUUGUCACCUUCCCCUACCCUUACAUGAACGGUCGUUUGCACCUUGGUCACACAUUCAGCCUGUCAAAGUGUGAGUUUGGUGUUGGUUAUCAGUCCCUGAAAGGGAAGAAAUGUCUCUUUCCAUUUGGGCUACACUGCACAGGAAUGCCAAUCAAAGCCUGUGCAGACAAGCUAAAGCGAGAGAUGGAGCUGUAUGGAAACCCCCCACAGUUUCCAGAUGAGGAGGAAGAAGAGAAGGAAAAGCCAAAGACCUGUGAUGAAAUAAUCAUCAAGGACAAAGCAAAGGGCAAGAAGAGUAAAGCCGUUGCCAAGUCUGGAUCCUCCACAUUUCAGUGGGACAUCAUGAGGUCUCUGGGUCUGAAUGACCAGGAUAUUACCAAGUUUGCCAAUGCUGAACACUGGCUGGAGUACUUCCCUCCCCUGGCUGUUAAAGACCUCAAAAAGAUGGGUGUUAAGGUGGAUUGGAGGCGUUCAUUCAUUACCACCGAUGUGAACCCCUUUUACGACUCCUUCGUCAGGUGGCAUUUCAUUACUCUAAAGGAGAGGAAAAAGAUCAUGUUUGGCAAAAGGUACACCAUCUACUCCCCCAAGGAUGGUCAGCCCUGCAUGGACCAUGACAGGCAGACAGGAGAGGGAGUUGGACCGCAGGAGUACACUCUCAUCAAGAUGAAGAUGGUCGAGCCAUACACGGCAAAAUUCAAGUCCAAAGUCUUUUACAGCAGUGGUAUGAAGGGUAAGAACAUCUUUCUGGUCGCUGCCACUCUGAGACCAGAGACCAUGUUUGGCCAGACCAACUGCUGGGUGAGACCUGACAUGAAGUAUGUCGCUUUUGAGACAACAAGUGGCGACAUUUUCAUCUGCACCAGAAGGUCUGCCAGGAACAUGUCCUACCAGGGCUUCACCAAAGAGAAUGGAGUGGUGCCUGUGAUCAUGGAAAUACUGGGACAGGAUAUCCUUGGCUGUGCACUGAGUGCGCCUUUGACCUCCUAUAAGAUUAUCUACGCUCUGCCAAUGCUCACCAUCAAGGAGGACAAAGGUACUGGUGUAGUUACCAGUGUCCCUUCAGACGCUCCCGAUGACAUUGCAGCUCUCAGGGACAUCAAGAAAAAACAGGCCUUACGUGAGAAGUAUGGAAUUGAGGACAAGAUGGUGCUGCCUUUUGAGCCAGUCCCUAUCAUAGAGAUUCCAGGAUAUGGGAACCUUUCAGCUCCGCUGGUGUGUGAUGAGCUGAAGAUCCAGAGCCAGAAUGACAAAGAAAAGCUGGUCGAGGCCAAGGAGAAAGUCUACCUGAAAGGAUUUUAUGAAGGGAUAAUGCUGGUUGAUGGCUACAAGGGGCAGAAAGUCCAGGAUGUUAAGAAGCCUAUCCAGAAGAUGAUGGUGGAGAGGGGUGAGGCCAUGAUCUACAUGGAGCCAGAAAAACAGGUGAUGUCACGUUCAGCUGACGAAUGUGUCGUGGCUCUCUGUGACCAGUGGUAUUUGGACUAUGGUGAUGCUGAGUGGAAGCAGCAGGCCAAUGAAGCCCUCAAGUCUUUGGAAACAUUUUGUGACGAGACCAGGAGAAAUUUUGAAGCGACUUUGGCCUGGCUGCAGGAACAUGCCUGCUCUCGUACCUAUGGACUUGGAACGCGGCUGCCUUGGGAUGAGCAGUGGCUGAUUGAGUCACUAUCAGACUCCACCAUCUACAUGGCUUACUACACUGUAGCCCACCUUCUCCAGGGAGGUGUGCUCAAUGGACAGGGAGCUUCACCGCUGGGCGUCAGGCCAGAGCAGAUGACCAAAGAAGUGUGGGACUUUAUCUUCUUUAAGACAUCUCCUUUUCCCAAGACUGACAUCCCCAAAGAGAACCUACAGAAACUGAGGAGGGAGUUCGAAUACUGGUACCCCGUGGACGUCCGUGUGUCUGGCAAGGAUUUGGUCCCCAACCACCUGUCUUAUUACCUGUACAACCAUGUGGCUAUGUGGCCCAAAGACAAUGAGAAGUGGCCACAAGCAGUGCGAGCCAAUGGACAUCUUCUCCUUAACUCUGAAAAGAUGUCCAAAUCAACUGGAAACUUCCUCACUCUAAGCCAAGCCAUUGACAAGUUUUCAGCAGAUGGUAUGCGUUUGGCUCUGGCCGAUGCCGGCGACACAGUGGAAGAUGCCAACUUCGUAGAAACCAUGGCUGACGCAGGCAUCCUGCGUCUGUACACCUGGGUGGAGUGGGUGAAGGAGAUGAUUGCCAACCAGAACAACCUGAGAACAGGACCUGCUGACACCUUCAAUGACCGGGUCUUUGCCAGUGAGAUGAAUGCAGGCAUCUUGAAGACUGAGCAGCACUACGACAGGAUGAUGUUUAAGGAGGCUCUGAAGAGUGGCUUCUUUGAAUUUCAGGCAGCCAAAGACAAAUACCGUGAGUUGACCAUCGAAGGCAUGCACAGAGACCUCGUCUUCCAGUUCAUAGAGAAACAAACUCUGCUGCUGGCCCCCAUCUGCCCACACCUUUGUGAAUACACCUGGGGUCUGUUGGGAAAGACUGGUUCUGUAACAAAGGCGUCGUGGCCCGUGGCAGGUCCAGUCGACGAGAUUUUGAUUCGUUCCUCGCAGUACCUGAUGGAGACGGCACACGACCUCCGACUGAGACUCAAAGCGUACUUGCUCCCCCCAAAAAGCAAGAAAGGCGACUCAAAGCCUCCAGCCAAGCCUUCUCACUGCAACAUCUAUGUUGCCAAGACCUACCCUCCAUGGCAGCACAGUGCACUGUCCCUGCUCGGCAAGCACUACAAGAACAACGACGGCAGCCUUCCAGACAACAAAGUUAUAGCGAGUGAGCUCGGAGCCCUCCCUGAACUGAAGAAAUACAUGAAGAGAGUCAUGCCUUUUGUAGCCAUGAUCAAGGAGAACUUGGAGAAGAAUGGGCCCAGGGUUUUGGAUCUAGAGCUGGAGUUUGACGAGCGAACAGUCCUCACGGAGAACCUCGUCUACUUAACCAAUUCUUUGGAGUUGGAGCAGAUAGACAUCUUGUUUGCAUCUGAGGCUGACGACAAAGUGAAGGAGGACUGUUGCCCCGGGAAACCAUUCUGUGUUUUCAGAUCAGAGCCUGGAGUGUGCGUUUCCCUCGUCAACCCUCAGCCGUGCAACGGCAUGUUUUCCACGAAGAUUGAUUUGCGGCACGGAGACAGCAGAGACAGCAUCGUCCGCAGACUAUGCAAGGUCAACAGACUCAUUAAAGACAUGUCAAGAGUGAAGUUGAUGAGGUAUGAGGACCCCAUACUGGGGCCACGUCGAGUGCCUGUCCUGGGACAGGAGGAACAGGGCAAACUGCCCAUCUCCAGCAAGUCAGUGUUCAGCAUCAAUCUGGAGGAGAAGAAGGUCACUCUGGCUGAUAAUGGCCUCACUGUGGACAUAGGGGACACUCUGGUUUAUUUAGUUCAGUAGAGUAGCAGUCACUCACUGAAGAACACACACGCAACCUCCGGGGGGGUUCAGCAGUGGAUCAUUUUGUAAAAGGUUUUAAUUCAUCAUGAAAUGCCAGACAAUUGGCAAUUUUGGUUCAAAGCCAUAGAACGCCGGCUCAAAAUUGUACAUGCAUCGUAUCAUUAGUCCUUCUGUUCCUGCACCAUUUCAUUGCAACACUCUAACUUGCAUUAGAUCCGAAAGCUCGUCCUUUGUUGUGUCAGUGGAUUUAUAAAAGAUGCGAAACAAAAACAAUAAUGUUAUAGUUUUAAACAAAGGAAUCAAUAAGCGACAUCAUGAAAAACGGAAUAUUACAAAAUACCUCAAUGAUUCAGUUAUUCUUUCUCUUGCUGCUGAAUGCUGCCACAGGGAAUAUCUGAAUCUAAUGGGACCUUCUAUCUUUUUUUUCGAUCGCAACUCUUCCUGGUGUGCAUUCAAAUCUGGGUUUAAUCGGAGCAAAAGAACACAGACUGAAGUUCAGCACAUACGACCUGAUAAUCACAGAAUUUCAUAUAAACGGUGUAACCAAAAAAUAAUGAUACAAUUUGCAAAAUAUCACUGACUCCACUCCUAAUUUCUUGCUAUAGGAGUUUCAAACCCGGAUUUGUAUUCUGUCUUUUCAUUGUCUCCAAGGUUAAAGUUGAAUUUUGUAUGUUUUUUUUCUCUGUGGGCCAUUUCCUUGUCUGAUGUAGUACAAUAAAGUAACUAUUUGUAUAAUCAAGUGGUUUGAAUAAUGUUUUGUUUUAUUUUUCCCCAAAAGGCAAUGAACAACCGUCUACUACCAUAUUCUGUUUUGUUGCCGACCAACCACUUGGUAUUAUGUUAACACAUCGGGAGACUUCCUUCCCCUGCAUCGCCCCCCCCCCACGCCUGUUGUUUUCAUAUAGAUGGUAAUUUUGCUGCUGUGAUGUUUUCACAUCGGAGGUAAGGAACAUCGUUCCCUUAGCCUGUCAGACAGCUUUCACUGUUUUUCUCAGUGUGGGUGGCACAUGUCUGACUUGUGCUUUUCCAGAGAAACAUAAUAAACCCAUUGAAAAAUCCA
Solea senegalensis (Senegalese sole) is the source of this 4739-nucleotide messenger RNA. RefSeq names its product leucyl-tRNA synthetase 1b (gene lars1b). The record is from RefSeq and is a predicted model, not a curated record. Gene Ontology annotation, biological process: leucyl-tRNA aminoacylation. The coding region runs from base 125 to 3679 and encodes 1184 amino acids. Gene Ontology annotation, molecular function: aminoacyl-tRNA deacylase activity; leucine-tRNA ligase activity; ATP binding. Lineage: Eukaryota; Metazoa; Chordata; Actinopteri; Pleuronectiformes; Soleidae. The transcript has 32 exons.